ACACAAGCUAAAAGUUCCCCCCUCAUAAAAAAAGAAACAUCAACGAAAAAUAAUCCAACAAACCAACAAUUUCAAUCAUUUUUAACGCGAAAAUUUAAAAAGGCAACUUUUUAAUCAAAACCCAAAAUAAAAUUAAAUCAUAAUCACCCAUAAAAGUGGCAAAAAACAAGAGGGAAAAAACCCCCCGCAGCUGCAAAAAGCAAUCAAUAAACUGCGACACACAAACUACACAAAGGAGUGAGCGAGACAACUAUAGUGUAGCAUCAACGUACGUGUGAAAAGGUCUACAGCUGAAAAGACCCCAGCCGAGGCUUCAAAAGCAGCGAAGAAUAGAAGAGAAUUGGCAAAACUAAGAGGAGGAGCUAAGGAGAACAGAAAAGAGAUAAAUCAAACAGACUGAUAAACAAUACAUAAAGUUAAAGGUUAAACUAUAUAAAAGGUAAAUAAAAGCUGUAAAUAAUACAAAGAGAAACACAAACCGGACGCAGCUACGUGCUCAAAAGCCCGUCGAACAUCUUCGCCGCCCUUCGCGUUCGUUAAAGAUUGGAAGAAAGUGGAAAGAGCAAAGAAGAAGGAGAAGGAGAUAACAACCAAAGAGAUACAACACAUAAACGACGACGACGACAAGAGCAUUUUAGUUUUGAAAAUUUGAGAAAGAGGCGGCCUUCCCCCCUCUCCCUCUAUAACCCCCCACUACCCUCCACGACCGAGUUUGGUUUCGAUUUAUAGAAAUUUGAUUUAAGUGCGUGUGAUAUUUAACGUUAAGCAUUAAUUUAGCGGAAUAACCAAAAACAAAAAAAAAGCAAAACAAAAAUAAGCAGAAAUUUUAUCAGAGAAGCAGAGAACGAGAGAGAGAAAGAGAGAACGAGAACGAAAACAUCUUUAAAGGAGAAAAGAAAGUGACGAAGAAAUUACUAUGACAUACUCGCACAAUAGCGUUAGGAACAACAUCAAAAUGACAACAGCAUCAGCAACCAAGUCCAUACGUUUGAAAAAGGGAGCGAGUGAAUCCCCCCCGCCUCCCGCACCACCAGCAACCACAUCAGCAUCCGCACCAGCAACACCUUUGGUAACAACUGCACAUUCCAACAGUAUUGCCAGCAGUACAAAUUUCAUCAACUCCAAUCACCACUCAUCAUCAUCGCCCACAAACUGCCCCAGUUUCGGCGGCAACACUUCCUCCAUGCAGACGCCGAAUAAUCGUCAGCGACAGCAACAACAACAACAGCAGCAGCUAUCCCAGUCGGCAGGUGCUCAGCGCAGCCGCCAGCAGCGUCAGUCGCCCCAACAAAACAUCGGCGGAGGCGGCGGUGGAGGAUUCUUUUUUGCCAACAAUAACAACAACAACAACAGCAGAAGGACUGGCGGUGGUCGUUCUCCUCCCCAGUCGCCUCCCAUGGCAAUUUUGGUGCGUCAAUCGCCGGCCAGUAUUCUGGGCGGUGGCUUCUCGCCGGCUUUAGUGGCCAGCAGCAACUCCGCCCGAAAGCAGCGCCGGAGUCCCCCCCUAACUCCCUUCAGUGGUGGCAAGAUCUCGCCUCAGCAACAACUCAUACCCACCGCAUUGACGCAUUUUGCGGGUAGCAAGUGCUUCGAUGCACCAGCUCCCACGGCCUUGCCAAAGCCGCCGCAACACUGGACAUCGUCCGGUGGCAGCUUGCUGACAAAGUCCGAAGAGAAACUGGUGGCCAGCAGUGCUGGUCUUUGCUUGCAGCGUGGUUUCGUCAUGCGCACGGGCUUCAGCACCGGCGAAAAGGCCGCCACCAAAUUCCACUUGGGACGCUCGUCGAAACGCAAUCUGAUGGAUGAAUACGAUACGCACAAUCUGAAACUGUUGCUCAACGUGCAGUCGUAACGCAAAAGGUGCAGAAGUUGUUAAACAAUACGAAAAAAAAUACAAGGAAACUGUGGCGAA
Molecule: messenger RNA, 1912 nt
Organism: Drosophila willistoni
Lineage: Eukaryota; Metazoa; Arthropoda; Insecta; Diptera; Drosophilidae
Product: type-2 histone deacetylase 1
Exons: 2
Coding region: 917-1852 (311 amino acids)
Cellular component (GO): nucleus
Source: RefSeq, a predicted model, not a curated record